This is a messenger RNA of Zeugodacus cucurbitae (melon fly), 3663 nucleotides long. RefSeq names its product presequence protease, mitochondrial. Gene Ontology annotation, molecular function: metal ion binding. The record is from RefSeq and is a predicted model, not a curated record. Gene Ontology annotation, biological process: protein processing. Bases 213 to 3314 code for a protein of 1033 amino acids. Gene Ontology annotation, cellular component: mitochondrial matrix. The transcript has 3 exons. NCBI's taxonomy places the organism in Eukaryota, Metazoa, Arthropoda, Insecta, Diptera, Tephritidae.
UGGCAUUCGUUUCAGAAAUGUCAAAAUUUUGGAUAAUCAGAAGAUUAUUUUGUCUCAUUCUUUUAUAUGUGCUGCUUCUAAGACCUAUUAGAAUAAUAAUAAACUAAAAGUAUAACUAAAUAUAAAAUUAGAAUCAAUCACUUUUGGUAGAAUUUGUAAAGCGUUUAAAAGGGGAAGUAGUACAACCACAAUUAGUGAUAACCCCAAGUAAAAUGUUGGCAAUUAACAAGGGGACGCGUUCCGUUGCUCCCAUUAUGAUGCGUUACACGAAUACCAGAAAAAAUUGCGGAAUUUUAAAUAAUAAUCGCAUAGUUUAUGGAGUGUCCAAUGUGAUGUUACAUCGUACUAAAGUGAUGGCCGCACCUCAUAUUAUACAGCAGCAAGAGCACAAAUUUAGUGAGGGAAAAGAAUACAACGGGUUUAAAUGUAUCAGAGUGGAAUCUGUACCAGAUUUCGGUAUAAUGUCCUAUACAUUUCGUCACGUUGGAUGUAGUACCGAACUGUGGUACUUGGAUCGCAAAGAUUCCAACAAUGUAUUUUCUGUGAAUUUUCGUACAACGCCCUUCGAUUCAACUGGUUUACCACAUAUUCUUGAACAUAGUGUAUUAUGUGGUUCAAAAAAAUACCCAGUACGAGAUCCAUUUUUUAAAAUGCUGAAUCGUUCGGUGGCUACUUUCAUGAACGCUAUGACUGGUCCGGAUUAUACAAUGUAUCCAUUUUCUACGAUGAAUGAAAUAGAUUUUAGAAAUUUGCAAAGAAUUUACUUGGAUGCAGUAUUCAGCCCUAAUUUGGAGUAUUUGGACUUUCUGCAGGAAGGAUGGCGCUUAGAGCAUUCAAAUGUGCAUGAUAAGUCCUCUGAAUACGUAUUAAAAGGCGUAGUUUAUAAUGAGAUGAAAGGUGCAUUCUCAGAGAAUAGUUCAGUAUUCUCCCAAAACCUACUUAAUAAUUUAUUACCAGACCAUACAUACGGCUUUGUUUCGGGAGGUAAUCCACUGGAAAUACCAAAAUUAUCACACAAAAAUUUGGUAGAUUUUCAUUCGAAAUAUUAUCAUCCAAGCAACGCUCGUAUCUACACAUACGGCAAUUUCAAUUUACUUAAGACCCUUGAAUAUGUAAGCAAUGAAUAUUUAAGUGAUUGUAAUGGUAUAGAUAAUUCAUAUAGCCGGAUACCAAGCCAAACUCGUUGGGAUAAACCACGUAAUGUACAUAUAUCGAGUCGGUUUGAUAAUAUGGGUGCACCAUUCGAGAGGCAAAAUCAAAUAGCCAUUGCUUUGCUAAUGUCAGAUGUAACUGAUAAUCAGGAGACUUUUGUGCUGCAUGUGCUUUCAGAGUUGUUGAUCCGAGGGCCGAAUUCAUCGUUCUACAAAAGUCUUAUUGAACCCAACUUCUCUGGCGGUUAUAAUCAGGCAACUGGCUAUGAUCCCCAAAUAAAAGACACCUUCUUCUGCGUAGGUUUACAAGAUUUGCGUGUUGAAGAUUUCGGACGUGUACAGGAAAUCUUCGACAAAACCAUAAAGAAAGUAAUUGCUGAAGGAUUUGAUCGUAGCCAUGUAGAAAGUGUUCUUCACAAUAUCGAGCUACUACUGAAACAUCAAAGUCCACAAUUUGGUAUGGGUUUACUAUUUAACUCUACACCAUUGUGGAAUCACGAUGGAGAUGUAGUUUCCAGCUUACGUGUAACAAAUAUGAUUGCCAAUUUUCGGCAUAAUCUAUGUAAAGAUCCGAAAUAUUUACAGCGUAAAGUAGAACAAUAUUUUGGAACCAAUACACAUCGUCUAACAUUAACUAUGUCACCAGAUGAUCAUUAUGAAGACAAUUUUAGAACUGCUGAACUAGAUCUGUUAAAACAGAAAAUCAUGUCAUUAGAUGAUAUAAAACGUGAGGAAAUUUAUAAAAAUGGCAUUAAAUUGGAACAAGCCCAAAAGACCCAACCUAAUUUGGAAUUAUUGCCAUGCUUAAAUUUAACCGACGUUCAAGAAAUGCCGAAAAUGCCGUCCAUUAACGUUGUUCGUAUUGGUAACGUGCCGACUCAGGUUUGCCAAGUUCAUACAAACGAUGUUUCAUAUUUCAAAUUGCAUUUUAACGGUAACAACCUAAAUCAUGACGAAGUUAUGUUAUUGCCACUUUUCUGCAAUAUCAUAAACGACAUGGGAACAACUAAUUAUAAUUUUAGAGAAUUCGAUAAGCUGGUUUUAUCGAAAACUGCAGGUAUUGAUUUUAAACUGCAUUUCGCGGAAAAUAUUUACGAUAGCAAAUCAUACCACUUGGGAGUUUAUAUGACUACACAUGCUUUGGACAAAAAUGCAAAUGAGAUGUUUUUAUUAUGCACAGAAUUACUAACAAAAUUUAAAUUAGAGGACAUUGAUCGUUUAAGUAUGCUAAUUGAUAACUAUAUAUCCAACAUCUCAGUGGGGAUCGCUAGUUCAGGACAUUUGUAUGCAAUGCAGAGCUGUGCAGGCUUAGUAACAAAUGCUGCGAAAUUAAAAUCCCUCCUUUCAGGUGUAGAACACAUUGAAUUUAUGAAAAAUUAUAUAAAAGGAAACAGAAUUGAAAAUAUUAGAGAAAAGCUUUAUAGUUUGGGUCAAAAGCUUUUCUUGAAAAAUAAUAUGCGUUGUGCUUUAAAUAUAUCCGAAGAUUUUUAUUCAAAAUUUAUAAAGUACUUCGAAGGAUUUCUGGAUAAUAUGCCGAUCGGUUCAGAAACGAACGAAAAUUGUGAUCACAUUAUCAAUCUUCUCGAGCCCAGUCAACAACAUUUUGUUAUGAAUAUCCCCGUGAAUUAUUGCGCCAAGGCAUUUUUUACAGUACCUUAUACUCAUCGUGAUCAUCCAACACUACGUGUCCUUGCUAAAUUAAUUUCGGCUAAAUAUUUAUUGCCAGUAGUGCGAGAACAAAAUGGGGCAUAUGGUGCGGGAGCGAAAAUCGGAUCAGAUGGUAUUUUUUGUUUUUUCAGCUACCGGGAUCCAAAUUCAACUAAAACAUUAAAAGCAUUUAACGAUACUUACCAAUGGUUGGAAGCCAACAAUUUAGAAUUAACUGAACAAGCUUUAUUCGAGGCGAAAUUAGGUGUACUGCAGCAGUUGGAUGCACCUAUUGCCCCAGGGAAUAUUGGUAUUGACUUUUUUCUAUACGGCGUUUCACAGGAAAUGUUUGCUAAAUACCGAGAUCGAAUGCUUUCCACGUCCGUGGAUGAACUAAAAGCAGUCGUAAAACGUUAUUUUAAAUAUGAACCUGCACAUUUUGGUAAUUGCCUGCUUGGGCCAGAAAAUAGGAAUUUGGAGGAGGAGACGAAUUUGAAGUGGAAAGUUAUUUCUUAAAUAAAUAUUAGUCCGAUAAAAUAUUGGCGAUAAUUCAUAACAUAGUGGGAAUUAGUUCCAAAAAUAGUAUGUACAUUAAUCACGAUAUAAGUAACUGUAUUGAAUUGUAAUACACAAGCGUCUCUUUGUUUUGUAGUCUCUUUUGGUGUCGCUAUGAUACUUAAUAAUUCGAUUUUAAUUUAAGAUCUAGAUGAUGUACAUAUGUAGUAAUAAAAUAUGUCAAACAUUCGCUUUUAUCGUCCUAAGUAGUUUGAAAAUACAAAUUCUUAUUAACGCUUACUUAUUACUUGUUAUCAGAAAAACUAGAAAUGAAAUAAAAUUGGAAAGCUAGAGCAAUCAGAAUAUUUAA